Homalodisca vitripennis (glassy-winged sharpshooter) is the source of this 807-nucleotide messenger RNA. RefSeq names its product metabotropic glutamate receptor 4-like. Bases 1 to 807 code for a protein of 268 amino acids. Gene Ontology annotation, biological process: G protein-coupled receptor signaling pathway. NCBI's taxonomy places the organism in Eukaryota, Metazoa, Arthropoda, Insecta, Hemiptera, Cicadellidae. The transcript has 5 exons. Gene Ontology annotation, cellular component: membrane. The record is from RefSeq and is a predicted model, not a curated record. Gene Ontology annotation, molecular function: adenylate cyclase inhibiting G protein-coupled glutamate receptor activity.
AUGGUAUGUGCAUCACAUAAUCAACUACUUAUUGAAGUCAUCCAUUGCGACACAUUCAUAGACAACAGCCUGAUCAACGUGUUCUAUGAGGAGACAAAAGCGUUCGAGGAGCUUGAGGUUCUCCUCGCCAAGUACGACAUCUGCAUAGCCAUCAAGGAGAAGCUGGUCAAGGACUCUGGGGUGGCGGAGGACACGGCGUACGACUAUAUCGUGCAGAAGCUGCUCACCAAACCACGUGCACGAGGAGCUAUAAUAUUCGGGUCGGACCAGGAGGUGGCGGGACUGAUGCGGGCGGUGCGGAGGUGUAAUGCUACAGGCAGCUUCUCCUGGAUCGGUAGUGACGGCUGGUCUGCACGGAGUCUGGUGUGGCAGGGCAGUGAGGCGGAAGUCGAGGGGACACUGAGCGUACAACCACAGGCUAACCCCGUACAAGGUUUCGACCUCUACUUUCUCAAUCUGACAGUGGAAAACAACAAGCGAAACCCUUGGUUUGUAGAAUUCUGGGAGGACCACUUUCACUGCCGUUACCCGAACAGUUCGCGGACUCCUCACAACCAGAAAUACACUCGAGCUUGCACGACCAAGGAGCGACUGACCAGAGACAAUACCGCCUUCGAGAACCAGCUUCAGUUCGUGAGUGACGCGGUGAUGGCCUUCGCACACGCCUUCAAGGACAUGCACCGGGCCGUGUGUAAGGGACGGCCGGGACUCUGUGACGCCAUGAAGCCCACCAAGGGCCCCGAGCUGCUCAAAUACCUGAGGACAGUCAACUUUAAAGACACCAACAACAAUGACAUGGCGAAGUAA